AUGCGUGGUUGCAGCACCAGGAUCUUGAUAUCGCUACGACAACAGACGUUCCGAGACGAGGCACAACCGCCGACCCGACGAAUACAAGCACGAGACCCGGGCGCAAUCGCUCUAGACGCCGGAUCUGCGAGGACACAAACGACUCAUCGGCCGAUUGCGCAAUAUUAUACCCAGGCGUCUGGAUCUGAUAUCCUCACCGCGGCGCCCCUCCUCCCACCUUCUGGCUCCGGAAUUGCUUUCUUUCAGCGAUCAAAACUCUCGCAGGAGCAGCUCGCCGAGCUCCAAAAGUCAACUCACUUUGAUAAGAAGGAGCUUCAGCAAUGGUACAAGGGUUUCCUGAAGGACUGCCCGUCGGGCAUGCUCUCCAAAGAGGAGUUUCAAAAGAUCUACCGGCAGUUCUUCCCGUUCGGGGACCCGAGUUCGUUUGCAGAUUACGUAUUCAAUGUAUUCGAUAGCGACAAGUCGGGUAGUAUCGACUUUAAGGAAUUCAUCUGUGCCUUGAGUGUUACCAGCAGGGGUAAGAUGGAGGACAAACUGGAUUGGGCGUUCCAGCUGUACGACAUUGACGGCGACGGCAAAAUAAGUUAUGACGAGAUGCUUCAGAUUGUAGAGGCAAUUUACAAGAUGGUCGGCUCCAUGGUCAAACUCCCCGAAGACGAAGAUACGCCCGAGAAGCGAGUACGGAAAAUUUUCCGCAUGAUGGACAAGGAUGAGAACGGCAGUCUGGAUAUGGAAGAGUUCAAAGAGGGAAGCAAACGGGAUGAGACGAUUGUUUCGGCGUUGUCUUUAUACGACGGGCUUGUGUAA
This is a messenger RNA of Trichoderma asperellum CBS 433.97, 807 nucleotides long. NCBI's taxonomy places the organism in Eukaryota, Fungi, Ascomycota, Sordariomycetes, Hypocreales, Hypocreaceae. The record is from RefSeq and is a predicted model, not a curated record.